Messenger RNA from Rhipicephalus sanguineus (brown dog tick), 1550 nucleotides. RefSeq lists its product as uncharacterized. The record is from RefSeq and is a predicted model, not a curated record. The transcript has 11 exons. Bases 240 to 1295 code for a protein of 351 amino acids. NCBI's taxonomy places the organism in Eukaryota, Metazoa, Arthropoda, Arachnida, Ixodida, Ixodidae.
GUGUGCCCGACAGGUAGCGAGGAAGAAACCAUUGAACCAGGUCUGGAGGGCUUGGUUCAGAGCAACAGCAGCUAUGUUAUGAUUUUUGAAACCAAGCGAACAACUUAUGACAAGGUGGUCAAGUUUCGUCAAGCACAUCCUGAUGGCUGUGUGGCAGUCUUUGGGUUCAACUUUGAUGACCUUGAUAACCACUGUAUGAAUGAGCGAGCUUUCCACGUGUUCGCCUUAUAGCGGAUGUUAUGUCCAAAAACAAGAGCUCACUGUUUUCCACAGCAACAAAAUAUAAAGAUGAGCAUGCAAAGGAACCAGAAUUCAAGCACUCUUCUCUGCUGUGUGUGUUUUCGGAAGCGGCGCAUCUAAUGGACAACUUCCCUGGAGAACUGUGCAACUAUCUUGUGUUCCAAUCUGUCGAGUAUAUGUUAGCAUUCGACAGGGUUGCCAUUCACAAUGAAGCCGCCUUUAGAAAGUUCAAGCACCUUCCCAGAAACUCUGGAACAUGGAUGCUGGCUGCAAUUACCCAGUUUUCAUGGCUCAAAAGAGCAGCCACACGGUCUGUCUUCACCAACCUGUUUGUGAAGGCAACAAAACGCUGGGUCCUCCAACAAAGGCUGCAUGGCAUAGCUAUGUUCCCAGAAGCACCAUUACCACCAAAAGUGUUUUUGGAGGUUACAAAGAGGACAUACUGGGCAUUAAAGAAUAAGCCCACACCCCUGGGGCUUGUCAUCGGAGUUCCCGCAAAGGAGCAUCACUUAACAAUAUGGAAGAGGCUGAGCAGGUUCUCAGAUGUCCUUGUGUUCACCAUGCAUCGCCCAGUGCCAAGUGACUUCUGCCAAAUCACCUUUCCAUCUGUAGAACCAUUCAGUAGCAGGCACCUUGAAGAGAUGGCGAUCAUAUCUCGAAAUGAACGACACCGUGCCGUGGUUUGUAUGUCGGUGAACCUAGCUGUGCAGCAUUUUCGAACAAGGAAACACGCUCUUGUUGGAGAUCAUUGUGUCCAUGAAGAGUGGGAGGACUAUUCACAGGCCUGUGAAAAUGAUGGCUCUAAAGCAAUUGUAAACUGGGAGUGGUUGUCUGCAAUCUCUUCUAAUGUUAGCGUUACACGUACAUUUGAAGUACCAAGGACACUUACAAUGAAGGCCAACCAGUUCUUGCAACUGAAUCCCAAGGGAUGCUUAGCAGCGUUCAAUGUGGAUUAUGAUGAUCCACAUGGCACCUGCCCAGAAAAGCGGCCGUUUCCUCGCAUUAGUACACUGGCCAAUUUGAGGCAUGCUUCUGGCUCAAGGCACAGUGACUGAGCUGUGGGCAGUGGGUCUCCUGAAGUUAAUAAACUUGAUUUUGUUGUUGAAUAAAAGUGCUUGUUGUACCAAAUAGCCUUUAUCUGUUUAGCACUUCACCACAGAUAACCAAGUGGCAUUUGUUGUGUGUCUAUGUGUGCUCAUCAUGCGCUGCUACAGAUGUGCAAUCUCAACUUUCACAGUGCAGGACUCUCAUGUGCACAGAUGUUUGUCAUUGGUACACUUACACUGGGCAUUCCGUGGUAAUAUGCUCAC